Messenger RNA from Staurois parvus, 476 nucleotides. Lineage: Eukaryota; Metazoa; Chordata; Amphibia; Anura; Ranidae. The record is from the annotation of a GenBank genome assembly.
AUGGGCCCCCGUACCAACUCCUCAUGCUGCUGCCAGGCCCGUAAUCUGUCAUGGGCCCCUGUAUGCCGCCUCCUCAUGCUGCUGCCAGGCCCGUAAUCUGUCAUGGGCCCCUGUACCGCCUCCUCAUGCUGCUGCCAGGUCCAGAGUGUGUCAUGGGUCCCUGUACGGCCUCCCAUUGCUGCUGUCUCCAUCGCCACACUCUGCCAUGUGCCACUUUCAGGUCUCCUCACACUGCUGGUGGGUUCCAUUUUGUCAUAGGGUGCUGUAUGGCCUCCCAUUGCUGCUGCCUCCACCGCCACACUGUGGCUCCACACUCUGGUUUUGGCCCCGUGACUGCCCAAAUGAGUGAAGUGUGCGGUGAUUCUAAGAUCGACGGCACUCAUCUGCAUGUCAUACUGACUGACAGUAUUAGUUCUCUUCCCCAGCAGACUCCAAGGGCAUUUAAAUUAAAGGUACAGUGUUUCUGCACUAAUAUA